Molecule: messenger RNA, 1304 nt
Organism: Halteromyces radiatus
Lineage: Eukaryota; Fungi; Mucoromycota; Mucoromycetes; Mucorales; Cunninghamellaceae
Exons: 4
Coding region: 96-1304 (402 amino acids)
Biological process (GO): regulation of DNA-templated transcription
Molecular function (GO): DNA-binding transcription factor activity, RNA polymerase II-specific; zinc ion binding
Source: RefSeq, a predicted model, not a curated record
GUUAAAAGUUUGAUCCAUCAAAUUAAUCUUUUAUUUAACCAAGGAAAAUUUUCCAUCAUCAUCAUAAUAAUAUAUCAUUCAUCAUCAUCAUCAUCAUGGUAACCGGACAUUCAAACAUGAUAAGAUUAAUAUUGGAUGGAUUUAUGAUUGGACGAGAAAUUAUUGUUAUGGAAACCAAUCAUCCCUAUUUUCAAUACACAGACUCAUCCGAUGGUUAUAUGGAAUGGGUCAAUCCUUCAUUUCCAUCAUCAUUCUCGGCGCCUUGUCUAUCCGAUCACUCUUCUUCCUUACCAUCAUCAUCCAUGAAUAACUCGACAAUUACUCCAUAUCAGCAACAAUCUUUCGAUAAUUCCAAAAAUAUAUCAAUCCCACCUUCAUCAUCAUCAAUAAGAACAUCAUCUACUGGUACGAGCUGGCCAUCGACUAUUUUAGAGGAUUAUGCUUCCACAUUAGUAAUUCCACGUAGUUAUGUCAGUCUGAGCGAUGUCAAUGCAUUUGUGGCAAAAGCGGAUUCUAUUAAACAUUCUGCAUCUAUACAUCAAUCGAUCACUACAUUUAAUAAAGAAGACUAUCCGUCAUCACCCUCAUUAGCAUCACCAUCAUGGGACGACAUCAAUGCUAUGCCACCUUUACCUUUCCGAUCAUCAUCUCCAACAUCAUCAUCACCAUCACCAUCAUCCAUGUUAUAUCAAGACAAAUUGAUGAUCAAGAUCCCAAAACAUCACUCAACUCCAGCCAUCGCUACUUAUACAUCCUUAUCAUCACCCACGCUUAUGCCAUCCACAUCAUCAUCAUCAUCAUCAUCCUCUUCAUCUGGUGAUUCUUAUUCCGCUGAAGAGUCAGAUCAAGAUAUGCAAUAUGUACUAAAGAAAUCAAAUGACGGCUAUGAAAUGGACCUAGAAUAUGAUGAUGAUGAUGAUGAUGACGAAGAAGAGGAAGAAGAAGAAGAUGAUGAUGAAGAUGAAAAUAGUGAUGAUGAUUACGAAUAUAUCCGUCUUCCUGCUAUACCAACCUCCAUGAGAUCAUCCUCCACCUAUUUAUCCAAGUCAUUGAAUCGUCAUCGUGCCAUGAACAAGACCAAUAAUAAGCGUCAUCAUCAUAGUAGUAGUACCAAAGUAUUAAAAUCAAAAUCUUUUGUUGUGAAAAAAGGGCGUAAUGUCGAUAAGGCUUGCAAUCACUGUAAACGAUCGCAUUUACGAUGUGAUAAUAUGAGACCUUGUCAACGAUGUACUGCCACCGGUAAGUCAGGAUGUAAAGAUGUUCAACAUAAACCACGUGGUAGACCAAAACUUCAUAAAAAGUAG